Molecule: messenger RNA, 6934 nt
Organism: Brienomyrus brachyistius
Lineage: Eukaryota; Metazoa; Chordata; Actinopteri; Osteoglossiformes; Mormyridae
Gene: osbp2b
Product: oxysterol binding protein 2b
Exons: 13
Coding region: 1973-3838 (621 amino acids)
Cellular component (GO): cytosol; membrane; intracellular membrane-bounded organelle
Molecular function (GO): cholesterol binding
Source: RefSeq, a predicted model, not a curated record
UGAUCCAUCUGAGUACAACAACUAUUUGUUUGGUGUUAGUUACUUUUAAUCAGAGUGACUAACACCUCAAAAAACAAUAAUCAUUCAGGGUAUAGUAACCAUCCCUGUCAGCUUUAUGAUCCAUGCAAAUACGACUGCUGUUUGCUAUUCUAAACACGGUAACUUAUCACCUUCAAGGCCUUAAUCAGCUAGAGUAAUGUAACUAUUUUUGUCAGCAUUAUGAUCCUUGUGAGUAAAAUUUUUUAAUAUAAUGUUUAUCACUGUCAGAUUAGAGUGAUGAUCCCAGUUAGUGUAAUAUAUUGUUAGCAUUUAUAUUAGUUGGAAUGCAAUUGUUAUUGUUAAAGAUUAAUGUUAUUGCUGAGAAUACAAUUACUGUCACCUGGAAAGUGAUUGUCCUUGUAAGUUAUGGUAACCAUCACUCCAAAUGCUAGGAUCAGCGUGAGUACAAUAACUGGUAAUAUAGUGUUAAUCACCAUCAGAGGGAUAAUCAGUGUGAGCACAGUAGCUGUUAAUGUAGUUAGCUAAUUAUCAUCCUCGCUGCUGUGAUUGCAUACAGUAAUCGUCAUCUCCAGUCAAUAUCAUUGUAGGGAAUAUAAUAACAAUGAAUUAAUAGUGUUUCCUAAUCCGUCCUCAGGGACUCACAGCCGGUCCAUGAGUUUUGCUCCUACCGAGCUCCCCGCCAAACAGUCCACAUUUUUGCGCCCUCCCAGCUCCUGGUAGGAUUAAAAAUGUGGAUUGUCUGUGGGCUCCUAUGGAGUGGACUGUGAAACACUGAAUUAAUGUAGGUGCAAAGUAGUAAGAUUUUUUAUUUGCGACUUAAGUGCACUGCUUUCCCAUGCAGUGUCAUGCCAGAGUGUCGAUUCUGUCCCCUCUGGAAAAAUGCAGAUCUGUGCUCCUUAAGUAUAUGUAAUUAAUACCAUGGCUCAUCAGAGAAAACGGUCCAUCCACCCAUCCUUCUCCCAAGCGCUUAUCCUGGUCAGUGCUGUGUUGGGAUGGCAGUACAGGACACAAUGCUGGGGUACACCUACAGUACAAACCCCUUCUACCUGUCUACAGCUUUCUGAGCAGCCACCAGCCUGCCCUGGCCCCCGGGAGUGCCACCCCAUGGGCUCUGCCUGUGUUACACAGCGUCUCGGAUCUGGUUUAUUCUGGAGUGUAACGCAAUGUCACGGGGAUAGCAAGGAAGACCUGGGAAAGUUGCAGUGACACCUAGACAUGCGGUCGGCCGUCAUGGUCUGGCUGUGGUUACUGGGGCUGAGUUACACUGAUGCCUUCAUUGGGAGUGGAAUGCGGUACACAUGACGAUCUGUCACGUGACCUGUCACCCAUUCCCCCUCCUCUUCAUAGGUGGAGGCGUAUUUCACCUAUCAUCAAGUAAUGUAUUCAGUGUUAAUUUCAAGGUAUCCUGUGAUCAGUGAUGUCAAGUGCCACUCGAGGUAGGGGGGGAGGGAUCCCCCAACCAAGAUAACAUUUUGUUAUUAUCUUCCUUGGCAGCUGAGGGAGUUGGGCUGUGUACAUAUGUGAGACUGUGCAUGCACAUACGUGCGUGUGGACAUGUACGGGAUUGUCUUUUAUUCUCUCAUCCAUUUUUUUUGUUUUGCAGCUGUAUUGUGUGUGUGUGUGUGUGUGCCCACCCACCCUGUGAUGGAGUGGUCUUCCUUCUCUGCACCCUCUGCUUCCUGGGAGAGGCUCUAAGCUGUGACCCUGUAUUGGAUAAGGAGCUGGAAUGGGAUGGCUGAAUUUUAUUGAUUUAUGUUUUUUAUUAUUAGUUUAAGAGAUUUAUGUGUUGGGGUGUGUUUGGCUGUAGUGGGAGGGGGCACAGUGACUGCCAGUGACCAGUGUGCUGAUUUAGAUCUGUUACCAGAUCUGCUGUGGGGGGAGAACAGGAAUAGCACCCCUCCCCCCAUUAGCUGCAGUGCUGUCUGCCCCCUGUUCCAAUCACUACAGAAGGAAAAAUCCUCCUGCUGGACAGAUGAACAAGGCUUGCCGCGACUUCCUGGAUCUAGCGGAGACGCACAGCCGGCGAUGGCAGCGCGCCCUGCAGCAUGAGCGUGAGCAGCGCAGCCGCCUGGAGGAGACCAUCGAGCAGCUGGCCAAGCAACACAACACCCUGGAAAGGGCCUGGAAGGAGGGCCCUCCACUGACAGCCAAUACACCUGCCACCGCCGCCGCUCCCGCCCCGGCCAAGGGUGGCGUAACCGAUUCUUCGAACUGUCAAAUUCUGCGUUACAUACCCCGAGCCCUCGGGCGGGCCGCCAGUUGGGUUCCAGUUUCUACUGCAGCUGCGGCUGAUGCUGUCCUCGUGCUUCCAGAACGUUCUGAGCGCUGCAUAGCGAGAUACCAAGGCUGUAUCAACCAUAAAAGCCCACCAGGUCCCACCUUUGGCAGUGAACGGCCACAGAAAGGGGAAGCGAGUGACGAAGAUGAGGAUACGGAGUACUUUGACGCCAUGGAGGACGCGCCUGCCUUUAUCACCGUGACCGCCACAGACCACACCCAGCACAAACGAUCCGUAAGCAACCUGAGCGGAGCAAGCGGAGGUCACCCCAGCGACUGGAACCAUGACGACAACGUGUCCCCCACCUGUAACGACUCCUCGGUAGGGAAGGAGCUGCGCAGGAGCAGGCGCAGCCGCAUCCCGGACAAGCCCAACUACUCACUCAACCUGUGGAGCAUCAUGAAGAACUGCAUCGGCAAGGAGCUCUCCAAGAUCCCCAUGCCCGUGAACUUCAACGAGCCGCUGUCCAUGCUACAGCGGCUGACGGAGGACCUGGAGUACCACGAGCUGCUGGACAAGGCGGCACGCUGUGACAGCUCUCUGGAGCAGAUGUGCUAUGUGGCAGCCUUCUCUGUGUCCUCCUACUCUACCACUGUGCAUCGCACAGCCAAGCCCUUCAACCCGCUGCUGGGGGAGACCUACGAGCUGGACCGGCUGGAAGACUAUGGCUAUCGCUCCCUCUGUGAGCAGGUUAGUCACCACCCCCCGGCGGCGGCCCACCAUGUGCAGUCACUGCGUGGCUGGUCACUGUGGCAGGAGAUUACCAUCAGCAGCAAGUUCCGUGGAAAAUACCUGUCCAUCAUGCCUCUGGGCGCCAUCCACCUGCAGUUCCAUGCCUCGGGGAACCACUAUGUGUGGCAUAAGGUCACAUCCACUGUGCACAACAUCAUCGUGGGCAAGCUGUGGAUCGACCAGUCGGGGGACAUCGACAUCGUCAACCACAAGACCAAAGAGACCUGUCAGCUCAAAUUCUCCCCGUACAGCUAUUUCUCCCGGGAUGUCCCACGCAAGGUCACGGGCGUGGUGAUGGACACCGACGGCCAGGCACACUACAUUCUCUCCGGCACGUGGGAUGACAAGAUGGAGAGUGCUAAGAUCGUGCAGAGCAGCCGUGGCAACAGCAGUUCCGAGGGCAAGCAGAAGACCGUCUACCAGACCCUGACACCCAAGCUGCUCUGGAAGAAGUACCCCCUGCCGGAGAACGCAGAACAGAUGUACUACUUCUCCUCACUGGCGCUGACGCUGAAUGAGCCCGAGGAGGGUAUGGGGCCCACAGACAGCCGCCUGCGACCCGACCAGCGUCUCAUGGAGGCCGGCCGCUGGGACGAGGCCAACGUGGAGAAGCAGCGGCUGGAGGAGAAGCAGCGGGCCGUGAGGAGGAAGAGGGAGGCCGAUGCAAACAGUGCGCUGGAGGAGGGCCGUGAGUACGAGGGCUACCAGCCUAUCUGGUUCAGGAAGAGGACGGAUCCCGCCACCGGGGAGGCCAGCUUUGUUUACGCUGGCGGCUACUGGGAGGCCAAGGAAAAGCAGGACUGGAGUCUGUGCCCUCAGAUCUUCUGAAUUCUCCCUGCCCCCCAACAUCACCAUCCCCUCCCCUGCUGAAUGCUACGGACUGUGUCAUCACCAGCAGCGGGAAGGCAGGGUCUCUCUACCGUGAAUGGACAUGUAUGUGAGAUAUAUAUAUAUGUGCGCCACACCUUCACUGUCAAACUGGAGACCAGGAGAGGGUGCCCCUAUAUGACCUUUUAGUGACUCUGCAACAUCCUCAUGUUUUACAGAUGUAGUGUCGCACAUGACGUGUGCCCACACACGGAUUGGGGUUCUGAUUCUCGGAGCAAUGCUUAUUCUGUCUAGGACACGGCCCGCUGAAGCUUCCGGAAGAUCAGGAACUUUACCGUGUGUAUUUCCCACAGUGCAGCACUACACAUGCUGCAGAGUCCCACUUUAGCUCAAGCAAGUUUGCAGUGUGUUGCUGAAGACUGAUUGAAUCCAAGCCCACAACUGGUCCUGCUUCGUGCUUGCCAGUGUGCAGUGGGAGGGCGGGCCUGCUAUUCACUGACAGAAGAGGCAUGGUAAACCAAAAACAGGAUUUAACAUUUUAGCCUUUUUGUAUGUCUUCCACAAAAGGAAUAUGAAUGGGAUCUGAGCCUGCCCAGCUUGAAGAGCUCAAGAUUAUUAUUAUUUUUUUAAUUACUAGGGUUUGCUGUUGUGGAUGAUGUUACUAAACUUGCUGAGAACAGGUAAAAUGUGACCCCCCCCCAGCAAUAUCUUCUCGAAAUUAUGCCCUACAUACUGAAAGACCCAGCCACCUCUCUGCACCCCCCCCCACCUCUGAUCAGACUGUUUCAAAAGGGUUGUUCCACCCUUCAGAAGAGGUAUAUUUGUGAUGGUUGCCAUGACUUUGGACUAUGUCACAAGAGUGCAGUAUGAAAUUCAAAGGUCAUAUUUCAGAACUAUUCACCUACUUUAUUUUACAUUGUAACAACGGUAAAAACAAGAUGCUAAUGAAGUGAAUUACCUUGGUACAAUCCAGUUAUUUUACCCAUCAUGAGAAAUGAAGUACUAAUUUUAAAUGUUAACAUAUAUUGUAUUUUUAUGCACCUAUGUGCAUAUAUUUUUACAAAAAAAAUUAAUCUUUUUGCCCAUCUUGUACAUAUGAUCAUGUAAAGAUGUGUGUCAAAUAUUUUCCCCAAGCAGGAAAUUAACUGUAAUUUGUAACUUUCUCUGAACCUUCUUUGAAACACAGUAUUACUUACCCAAAGUGUGCCACUGACCCUGGUCACCAUUGAGGAACCUAUAGCUUACCAGUCCUAAGAAGGUCACAGCCAUAUUACCUGUCGAGUGAGUGUGCGCGUGUGUGCUUGUGCGCGAGUGUAUAAACCCGCUUUGAUCCAUUUUAUCCCAUCUGGCAUCAUGAUACUUGAUGACCAUGAAAAAAAUACUAACAUGCACCGUUUAUAGAUUGAAUCUGCUUUUUCGACAAAUUCAAGUGCAAGUUGUAAAUGUAAAUUGGCUUACUUGGUUGGAAGUAAAGUUUGGGUGUCACAUGUAUUUCAUUGCAUUUAAAAUGAUCUGGAGUUAUUACAUUAGUGAGUUAUGCUUUCAUUUAGUGAGACAUGAUAAGCACGUGAAUGAAAAACGGGUGAUUGGAGACCAACCCGAAGAGAGACAGUUACUGACAUCUGUCUGUGACAAGAUACAGGAAACACUGAGAUACUGAUAAACACUCAGGUGUGACCUCACCUUAAUCUGUCUGUCCUGCUUGAUGAAAUACCACCCUGUGUUUACAUGUUGGUUUCUUUUAUUAUACAUUUACGUUAGAGGAGGGUUGAGGAGAGUUUUCUGUUUAGAAUGCCUGUCUGGUUGUGCAUUAAUUGUUAGUUUUGUGUUUGUUUCAGUCCAGUUCGGUACUCAAGCACAUCACACUAAAUAAUGUCCUGAGAGAUAAACCACAGAGGGAACUGCAUACAAUUUGUAGUUUUAUAGAAUAGGAACAUAACAAAGUGAAAUAGGAUGACAUUUUUGUCAUUUUAGAGUUUCCUUUCUUUAAAGUAAGCAAACCACAGUCAGCAUAAUCUUCUGUGCUAUUUGUACAUACGUAAUAAAUAUCUUACCACAAGGGUGUUUGGUCAUGCCCUUGAGGUUUUUACAGGUUUUCACUGUGUACCAGUGCUCAGUUAAAUGAGAAAUCUCAUUUUAACAGAGAAUAGCAAUCGAGUAAGAAGUACCAGACUGGUUAGUUUGGUGUUUUAUCUUAAGUUCAAACGUCCAACUGCUCUCUGUGGAAAUGACCCUUAACUGAGCAUCGGGGCAAAAAGGAAACGUGGUAGCCCCCGACCGUGACCGCUCACCCUCCUCUUAACAGUAUGUGGUGUGCAACUGUCAGGGAUGGAUCUAACUUACAAAGAUAACUUACUUUUUCAAUGUAUCAAAUGUUAAUACUAAACCUUUGGGGAAAAUGACAUUUCAAGCACACGUUUGUGUGUAUGUAUAUAUUAUAUAUAAAGAAAUAUAUAUAUAUAUAUAUAAAUAAAUUAAAAUCGGUUAUUUCAGAGUAGCUUUAGGAGGAGAGCCGGCGGGACCUGUGCCGGCGGACUGCCCUUCGGUGACCGCAGUCAAAGUGGCUGCUAAUAUGCGCUGUCCUCUCCAGUCCCCGUGAGACCGGCAAAUGCGUGCCGGAUGUAAUUUAUUUCGCCCUCUGUUCAGAUUGCUCGUUUUUUGUUCUUUUUACAUUCGGUUUAUUUCCCAUUCUUGGUGGGGCUGUCGUGCGUUGAGUGUCUGUAAGUUUGCGUGUGUCCUAGGCUAUACACAGUCCUUACUUUCCUUUCCGACAUGACUGGCUUGAAACGGGAAAGAAAUGAUGACGGCACCGUGGCCCGUCUGAAUGCAAUCCCAGACCCGCCCCAACCACCGAUCACACACGUGGUUCGUAAUGAAGCAAGGCCGCAGUUACGAGGCCCGAGUCGCCCUCUCACACCUGAGCUGCGGUCACCUGGUUAACCCGCAAAGCCGAUAACCGACAUGCUUCUCAUACGAGGCCGUUUCUUCCUCUUCUUUUUUAAAUUAUUUUUCGUUAAUUUAUACACAUGUAAUGUCUUACGAAAAAAAGAUUCAGCUGUGAUUUAAAAUGAGAAAAUAAAGCCUUUGUUGAAUCUG